AUGGAUCAAGCAAAUGUAUCAGAGUCAAUGGAGCUAAGCGAAUCCAUGAUAAUCGAAGGAUUCGCCGUGAACGACUACGUUUUGAUAGUUUUAUACAUUCCAGUAUUCAUCGCAGCUUUAAUUGCCAACGUAACUGUGAUUGCGAUCGUUUUAAAAAAUCGAUAUAUGAGACGGAUAAACAAUUACUUUUUGGUGAACUUGUCCGUUGCGGAUUUAUUGGUAACUUUAGUGUGCAUGCCUAACGCUGUAUGGAGAGCUCACACGAGUAUCUAUGAUUUCGGUAGAUACACCUGCAAAAUAUCAGCUUAUAUCGAAUGCGUCUCAGUCGGCUCGAGCAUAUUCACAAUAACUACAAUGGCUAUGUACAGAUAUUUGGCCAUCACGAGGCCGCUGUACCACGGUAUUUAUACGUACCGGUCCCUCAACAGGUGCAGUACCACGUUAAUCAUAACGUGUUUGUGGUUCAUGUCUUUGGUGGCAUUUUCCCCGAUUCUAUGGGUGUACGAUGUGAAUGUGGUGAACAGGAAUUUAACUGAAAAUGUUACUAUAAAUAUGUGCGGGGAAGAUUGGACCAAGGGCCCCAUUCCUCAACGUUCAAUGGGAAUACUUUGGUUUAUAUUCGUUUUCGCUAUACCAGGUAUAAUAAUAAUCGGUGCCUAUUCGAAAAUGGGACAAACUUUAUGCUCAGAUACUCCACUUUUCGACGACGAAUGCACUUACUCAUACCAACGAAUAAAACUGUUAAGAAGCAGGAAAAAGGUCGCUUGCAUUCUACUGCUGCUAGCAGUAGUCUUCGCAAUCUGCUGGCUGCCCAAACACAUCACGAAUCUAAUCGAUGACACCGUGGAUAGCGAACCGAGCGAAGAGAACUUCGACCAAAACCUGAGGCAGUCCAGGGAAGAAGUCCAACUGGCCUUGGACUAUAAAUUGAAGCAGAUCAAGAUCAAGCGCUAUUUGCUUCUGUUGGGCCAUUUGAAUUCCGCCCUGAAUCCAAUCAUCUACUGCAUGCUGUCGAAGAAGUUUCGGAACUACAUUAGCAAAAUGUUCUGCGGGACUCCCGUGCAAAAAGAGGUCACUAAGGCAACUCUCAUAAAGUUGAACACGUUUCGUCGGCAGCCGAAUAAUUUGAAAACUUCUACUCAAACCAACGAUGCGUCUAAUGGUGUAAAAACCCUUUCACCACCUUAG
Messenger RNA from Phyllotreta striolata, 1188 nucleotides. Lineage: Eukaryota; Metazoa; Arthropoda; Insecta; Coleoptera; Chrysomelidae. The record is from the annotation of a GenBank genome assembly.